GAAAUCGCUGGGAAAAUGCCCAUUUGAGCUCACACGACGACUUAGAAUAUGGAGGCAAAUACCGGUAGAUGCAAGUCUUGAUUCGAUCUUGUGGAAGCCAAAGAACCAUUUAAAUACCCGACCAUUUCUGCUCCAAUUUCACUCGCCAUAUCCAACUUAGCACCAACACCAUUCGUUCACUUUACUGAACUGAGGUGGGAUUGAUUGCCAGUCAUGGCUCGAAACCAACUGGGGGUGCUUAACGCGCUCGAUGUGGCCAAGACGCAAUGGUAUCAUUUCACCGCGAUUGUGAUCGCAGGGAUGGGAUUCUUCACCGACGCGUACGAUCUCUUCAGUAUAUCUCUCGUCACCAAGUUACUUGGCCGGAUAUACUACUUUAACCCCGACUCUGAUAAGCCCGGCACCUUACCUCCCAAAAUCGCAGCUGCUGUUAACGGUGUCGCACUGUGUGGCACUUUGGCCGGGCAGCUCUUCUUUGGGUGGCUUGGUGACAAGUUGGGAAGGAAACGAGUCUAUGGUAUAACCCUGGUCCUCAUGGUCGUUUGCUCUCUCGCCUCCGGGCUCUCGCUUGGCCGCCAGCCCAAGGGCGUCAUGGGCACCCUCUGUUUCUUCCGGUUCUGGCUUGGUUUUGGCAUCGGGGGUGACUACCCGUUGUCUGCGACCAUCAUGUCUGAAUAUGCCAACAAGAAGACCCGUGGUGCGUUUAUUGCCGCGGUCUUCGCCAUGCAAGGAUUUGGGAUAUUGGCUGGAGGGAUCGUGGCCCUCAUCGUCUCGAGUGCAUUCGAUCAUGCGUUCGAGGCUCCUCCGUACUCAGAAGCUAGGGAAGGCUCCACUGUUCCGGAAGCCGAUUACAUAUGGAGGAUCAUUCUGAUGUUUGGCGCAAUCCCGGCCGCUAUGACCUACUACUGGCGAAUGAAGAUGCCCGAGACCGCUCGUUACACUGCCCUAGUGGCCAAGAAUGCAAAGCAGGCGGCUACCGACAUGUCUAAGGUGUUGAAUGUCGACCUUGAGGCCGAGGAAGAGAAGGUGGAAAAGAUUACGCAAGAGAGAUCCCACAACUUCGGCUUGUUCAGCAGAGAAUUUGCUCGCCGCCACGGAAUUCACCUCGUCGGGACCACCACCACUUGGUUCUUGUUGGACAUUGCCUAUUAUAGCUCCAACCUCUUCCAGAAGGACAUCUUCAGCAAGGUGGGUUGGCUUCCCAAGGCAGCAAAGAUGAACGCGAUUCAUGAAGUCUACCGCAUAGCCAGAGCGCAGACCUUGAUUGCGCUCUGUGGUACCGUCCCUGGAUACUGGUUCACGGUCGCUUUCAUCGAUCGUAUUGGAAGGUUCGCUAUCCAAUUGAUGGGCUUCUUCUUCAUGACCGUGUUCAUGUUCGCUCUAGCAAUCCCUUACAAUCACUGGACCCGGAAGGAAAACCACAUUGGCUUCGUGAUCAUGUACUCGUUGACCUUCUUCUUCGCCAACUUUGGGCCCAAUGCCACAACAUUCGUCGUGCCGGCAGAGAUUUUCCCGGCGAGGCUCCGGUCAACUUGCCAUGGCAUAUCAGCGGCGUGCGGAAAGGCAGGGGCGAUCGUCGGGGCCUUCGGGUUUCUGUACGCUGCUCAGGGGAAAACUGAUAGAGAUGCCGGUUACCCGCGGGGGAUUGGCGUCAAGAACUCGUUGAUCAUGCUCGGCGUCAUCAACUUCUUUGGGAUGUUGUUCACUCUAUUAGUCCCUGAAUCAAAAGGAAAGUCACUUGAGGAGCUCACGGGCGAAAAUGAGGAUGAGCCCGAUCAGACACAGCAGCCUCAGGAGGUGUCCACUGCUAAAACAGUCCCAGAAUAAUUUCGACUCCCAAGUGACUUUGUGUUGAAGAACGAAGAAGUAGAAAGCAAGUGCCGAAGAAACUUCCCGUGUUGCUGAAUUUUAUGUAAUCGGCGCUCAUGAUGAAUAAGUUUAUUAGAGAAACUACAGUUUGCAUUGAAGAAACACUAGAAGAUGUGUAUAUAAAGUUCAUGUAAGAUAUAUGAGUGAGUUUUGUUUCCA
Messenger RNA from Syzygium oleosum, 2028 nucleotides. RefSeq names its product probable inorganic phosphate transporter 1-3. The coding region runs from base 214 to 1827 and encodes 537 amino acids. The record is from RefSeq and is a predicted model, not a curated record. The transcript is spliced from 2 exons. NCBI's taxonomy places the organism in Eukaryota, Viridiplantae, Streptophyta, Magnoliopsida, Myrtales, Myrtaceae. Gene Ontology annotation, molecular function: phosphate transmembrane transporter activity. Gene Ontology annotation, cellular component: membrane. Gene Ontology annotation, biological process: phosphate ion transport; transmembrane transport.